GUGCAGUCUCGGGUAGGUGGUGGUGUUGAUGUUUUGGAGGGUCGAAGAAAAGCAGGGGUGAGGUAUAAAUAAGGAAGGGGAGGAGCAGGAACCAAGAGCAGUAGAGAGGGAUGGCGGCUCACAAGCUGGUGCUGAUCCGGCACGGGGAGAGCACUUGGAACCAGGAGAACCGCUUCUGUGGCUGGUUCGAUGCCGACCUGUCGGAGACCGGGGUGCAGGAGGCAACGAGGGGCGCCCGGGCUCUCAGCGACGCCGGCUACCAGUUCGACAUCUGCUACACCUCGGUGCUGAAGCGGGCGAUCCGCACCCUGUGGGCGGUGCUGGACGGCAUCGACCAGAUGUGGCUGCCCGUGGUGCGGAGCUGGCGGCUGAACGAGCGGCACUACGGCGGUCUGACCGGCCUCAACAAGGCGGAGACCGCGGCCAAGCACGGAGAGCAGCAAGUGAAGAUCUGGAGGAGAUCCUUCGACGUUCCCCCUCCUCCAAUGGAAUCGGAUCAUGACUACUAUUCCAUCAUCAGCAAGGACCGUCGCUAUACUGACUUGACAGAGGACCAGCUGCCCUCCUGUGAGAGUUUGAAGGAUACCAUUGCCCGUGCUCUGCCCUUCUGGGAGGAGGAGAUCGUGCCACAGAUUAAAGCCGGGAAGCGGGUGCUCAUUGCAGCUCACGGCAACAGCCUGAGGGGAAUCGUCAAACAUCUGGAAGGCAUGUCUGAGGAAGCCAUCAUGGAGUUGAACCUUCCAACAGGAAUCCCCAUCAUGUACGAGCUUGACAAGAACCUGAAGCCAGUCAAGCCCAUGCAGUUCCUGGGAGACGAAGAGACCGUCCAGGCAGCAAUGGCUGCUGUGGCAGCCCAGGGGAAAGCCAAGAAAUGAAGAAGAGCAGAGGGGGUGUAGAAAGAUCAAGAAUUCCAUGAUAGAGCUUCAAAAAAAAAAUUACAAAUAGUUUUGGGAACCAUGGUAGCAUCUAGCUCCCAAUAGCAUCAUCCACCUUGCCCUGUGUUUACUGAGCCUGCUUGAUGGGUCCUCUACACCUUUUUUUGCCCAGAUUUUCUUUCCUUUUCACUUUUUUCCUUCCAGUCCUUUGUCUGUUGUGCUUGUAGUGGAAUUAAUCAUCAACUGGCAUUGUUCAGGUGGUCAAUCUUCAUGCCUGGCUGGCCAGUAGAGUGGCUCCUCUGGGAAAUGUAUUUAAAGGAUGUAUCUGUGGUCCUUCUGAUGUUGGAGACCCAUUUAUUCCCGUUCAAGGCACAGAUCAAUCAUCACCUUCCCCAUUCUUAGCUCAACUUAAAGGAUACCAAAGGGUGAACAGGUGCUGUCACAGAACAAUCCUACUAACUAGUUGCUUUCACUGUUACUACAUGGAUAAGACAGUACUAUAUAGACCAUAAGUGAAAUAUUUAAGUGUCAUUCUGAAAAGUAGCAUUGGUUGGGUUCAUUGUAACAUGAGGUAAUGUUUUACACAGACAAACAAUGCAAAGAUCUCAAGCUGCAUUGAAUAAUAUCUAAGUGUUAUAGGCAUGGUAAAGUUAACCACUGGGGCAUAAGAACACUUGGACCAAUACCCUGGCAAGACUAUCCACCAAUGAAUCCUUAGCUCCAUUCAUCUUGACAAGGUUACUAAUAAAUCUAAUUCAGGUAAAAUUAUUUUACCCAUUGAGUAGUUAGACUAUGGAACUUGUUAGCUUAAUGUGUGAUUGAGCUGCAUUUAAAGAUAGGCUGAGGGGAACAAAAAUGAGAGAUCUUUUGAUAGUGGGGAAGAGGGCUAGGAAGGAGUGUGAGCUAAAUAUCACCAUGGAUAACCAGGUUAUGAACAACCAAUUGUUUACUAAUCAGAGAAUCACACUUACCUUCACUUUAGCUAGUGUAUGCAAGAAACAUUAGUUAGGUUAUUUCAUUAGUUAAGUAGCAGAGCUGAAAAAGCAGUUCAAUUCAAUCUCCAAAAUUUGGAGGUGGGAGUGUUGAUCUUCCAAGACAAGUUAGCUAGCGCAUUGAAUAGCAAAUUAAUUACAAGGGCAAUUAAAAGCAUUGCUGUAAACCAGUAAUGAAGGAUUAUUAAUGUGGGCUGAGUGGCCUCCUGUCUUGUAAUCCCUAGAACCACAACCUGUCAUCUUAUUAGUAAUCUGCAGCAGAGAUUUAACAAAGUAGCCUUCGAUCACAGCACUCUGGUAAGAAGGCCCGUACAAAAGAUGCAAAGCCCGAGGUCAGAAGCUGUCUCCUGGAAUUGGUUUUAGAGCUGAAAGUGCCAUCGGUUUUAGUGCGGCUGUGUCGUGCGCUUCCCCCCCCCCCCACCCGUUUCCAUUAUUGAACAUCCAGGUGUUGUUAUUCUUCAGCUAUCAUUUUCCCUUCUCUCAGCCCCCCGCCCCCGCCCCCCCCCCCCUUUGCUGCUUGAAGAUGGUUGUGGGGCAUUGCAGUACGGUACUGAUGAUGUCCCAGGCACAUGCCAGAGCCUAGUGUAUUGCACGUCUUUACAUUCCAGACCCUUCUGUAACACAAAUAUGAAUAAAUGUAGCUCGGAGAACACUG
Pristis pectinata (smalltooth sawfish) is the source of this 2522-nucleotide messenger RNA. RefSeq names its product phosphoglycerate mutase 1b (gene pgam1b). NCBI's taxonomy places the organism in Eukaryota, Metazoa, Chordata, Chondrichthyes, Rhinopristiformes, Pristidae. Bases 111 to 875 code for a protein of 254 amino acids. The record is from RefSeq and is a predicted model, not a curated record. Gene Ontology annotation, biological process: glycolytic process. The transcript is spliced from 3 exons. Gene Ontology annotation, molecular function: intramolecular phosphotransferase activity.